Messenger RNA from Hyphopichia burtonii NRRL Y-1933, 3131 nucleotides. RefSeq names its product Dal81p (gene DAL81). Gene Ontology annotation, biological process: DNA-templated transcription. The record is from RefSeq and is a predicted model, not a curated record. Lineage: Eukaryota; Fungi; Ascomycota; Pichiomycetes; Serinales; Debaryomycetaceae. Gene Ontology annotation, cellular component: nucleus. Gene Ontology annotation, molecular function: DNA binding; DNA-binding transcription factor activity, RNA polymerase II-specific; zinc ion binding. The transcript has a single exon. Bases 181 to 3066 code for a protein of 961 amino acids.
CAAAAAAUAGAGGUAAUUCAAACAGAGUCGUAAGAAGUGAAUAGGAAAAGUUUAAUUAGUCGCCUAUUGUUAUAUUUUCCUAGUGUAACUGGCUCAAAAAAAAAAGCUAUAAUAAUUGUGGUUAACUGAUCAUUGGUUUAUGAAUCUUUUCCAAUUGUCUAGAAUUUAAACUUGCAUACAAUGAAUGGGGAUUCUGAUCUGGUUUCUAAUCCUAAUCAAGAACCUUAUGUUCACCAGUCCAAUGAAAGUAAAGGCAAAGAAGAUGAAUCGUCUCCUCAACAUCAAUCCCAGAGUAAAAAUGCUUCAGAUCUCGCCAAACAUGAAAAUGGGUUUACUGACCAAAACUAUUUGGAUGCAUCCUGGCCAUCUAAUCUCCUAUUAGAUGCAAAUUCUGAUAUACUAUAUAAUAUGGAUUUCAGUAAUAAUUUACACCAACCAAAUACUAUUGCCCAUAAUAUCCAAUAUCAAAAUGAUAUAACCACUGACCUUGAUUUACAUGAUCCUUCUUUUGUUAUGGAACACCAACCUACAGAUUCAAAUAAACAACCUUUACCGAAUAAUCAAAUCCAAGUUAAUCUUCAACAACAACCUGAACAACAAGUGCCCGGACAAACAACAACUAUCAAUACACAAUCCUCACAGAAACCAAAUACUAUAGAACAAGCGAAUAAUGCCACUUCACAACAACCAGUUCCUGCAACUAAAUCGAAACAACGUCGUCCGUGUGAUCAUUGCAGAAGAAAAAAGACUAAAUGUGUUAUAAUUCCCGGUACUAAUAAUUGUGCUCAGUGUGAAACAAAAUCACUUACAUGUACCUAUGUGGGUCAAGCUCUUAAAAGAAAACCAGUAGAUUCACCUGAAGAACCAAAUAAAAAACUGAAAAAUAGUAAAGAUUCCAACAUAUCUUUAUCACAAAAUGAUAUAAUACCUCCAAAUGUUCCAAUACGCGAUGUAGCUCCAAUUCAGGAUUAUUCUUCCAUGAACAACUCCCUUUUGAAAAAAACUUUAUCUUUACAAUUCCCCAGAUCCUCAUUCUAUGUUGGCCCUACUUCUUACCUAUAUGAUAUUAACUUGUUGAAUAUGAUCCUUGGUUCUCAAAAUACGAAAUCAGAGUCGAAACUGCCAGGUCCUCAAACAAAAGUUGAACAAAUAAAUUUAAAUCCAAAUGUUUCCCUUCGAAAAGUUGGUGCCAAAACCCAAUUUAUUCUCAAAGAUGAUCAAUCUCCUCAGUCAUACCAAACAAUGUCAAAUGAUGUUGAUACCAUUGAAAAAUUCAUAGCCCCUCAUGGCCAAAUAUUGAUUGAUUUAUAUUUCCGUAUAAUACAUCCCUCAUACCCAAUCUUACAUAAAAAAGUUUUUUUAGAAAAAUAUUCAAGAACUCAUCGUGAAUUCAGUGCUCCAUUAUUGGCAGCGGUAUAUGUUUUGGCUGUUCAAUGGUGGGAUUAUGAUCCUCUAUUAAAUCGUUUCCCAAGACCAAAUGUUGACUUGAUUUUAAAAAUUGGUUUAAACAAUUACUUUUUGGAAAUUUUGAAAAGACCCAAAUUGAGUGCUGUUCAAGCAGGUUUGUUACUUUUACAAUGUAAACAUAUUGUAAGAGUUUCUCAUAAUGCCAAUAAUGCCAAUAAUAAUAACAAAGCUACUUACUCAGACUCAGACUAUAGUGACUGGGUUUUAUGUUCUCAGGUAACUGCGUUAGCUGAAGAACUUGGGUUAGGCUUAGAUUGUAAUGAUUGGAAAUUACCUAAGUGGGAAAGAGGUUUACGUAAACGGUUAGCAUGGGCUGUUUAUAUUGAAGAUAAGUGGCUUUCUUUGAAAAAUUCAAGACCGUCUCAUAUUAAUUAUGAUAACUGGGUAGUUGUGAAUCUUUUAGAGGAAGAUUUCCCCGAAAAGCAUGGUGAUGGCGAUCUAAAAGAAGGUUCUUCUGAUAUUGAUAAUGGCAAGAAAAACUUUUUAUGCUUGGUUGAUUUAUCAAUGAUUUUAUCUGAUAUACUAAGCCAAUUGUAUUCGAUGAAAGCCAUGAAGACAAUCACUGACAUAAGUACCGUAUUAAGAUUAGCCAAACCUUUGCAAUUGAAGUUACGUAAUUGGUAUCAUUCAUUACCACUUGAAUUACAAAUGAGUUCACUUCAACCAAGAAAGUUAUGUUCAAAUGGUUAUCUACAUUUGGCAUAUUUCGCUACUGAAUUAACUUUACACCGUAAAAUUAUAACAAUUAUUCAUCAACAAUCACAAAAUGGUGAAGCACCACCCAAUCAACUUAUUCAAGUAUGUCGUACAGCUGCAAAAACAAGACUUCUAGCUUCAAUUGAAUUCGUGAGAGAUUUGAAACCUGAACAUAUCCACUCAUUUUGGCAUUCAUCAUCAUCGGCAAAUUUCACUUUGAUUGGUACUUUUGCAGCUAUUUUAUUCAUGUCUUCAAGUACCAAGGAAGAAGCUGAUUUUUAUAAGGACCAAAUAUUUAAUUACAGAUGGAUUCUCAAAAUUUCAUCGAAAGGGUUUGAUCAAGUGGGUGAUGCGUUACUUGAAUUAGACAUGGUUUUAAACCAUAUCCCCGGAAUCUUAAAUGGUGGCCAUGAUUUACCUAUGUCAAUUCCAACUAUUCCGAAUGUUCCAACGAUUGAUUAUCAGAAAAUUCAAAGACAAUCUCCUCAAAAACAAAGCCCAGUAAAACAUAGCCCAGUAAUCAACGGUAAAAAUGGUCCUGGUUCGAAGUCGGGUGCUUACAGGAUGCAAAGUCAAUCAAAUCAUUCACCUUAUAACUCACCAAGCUAUUCCACCACUCCAAUAUCCUCACACACGGUAUCUAGAGGUGGUCCCUUAAUUGUUAAUUCUCCUCAAUCCUCUCAGGGUUUAUCACCAAAAGAGAUCAUCAAACAACAAAGAACAGUUGUACCUUCUGGCCAGAUUUCCAAGCAAAACUCAAUUGUUGAAAAUGAUGAUAACGAUAACUCUCCUAGAAAGACCCUGGCAAUCAAUAGUCCAGAAGUGUCAAGAUCUCCUCAAGUUUAUAUGAACACACCUCAGCUGGGGAAUCACAACGAUAAAAAAGAAAAUUUUAGUCAAUAACUUUUUGCUUUGCAUUUCAUGAACCUCUUUUAUUUCUCAUAUAUGUACUAAUAUUUACAAUGAAA